UUUGUGUGCACGUGGAGGAUGUGCGCCUGCGCGUGCACGUUUCCCCGGGAUCACACAGGUGGAGGCGCGGCUUGAAAAUAUCCCGCGAGGUUUUUCCCGGGAAUGUCAAGCGUGGCGGAGAGCCAGUGAAGCCGUGAGCUGUGAAAGGUGAAUCUGCGGGGAUUGUUAGUGGGAAGACGGGGAAGGCUAAAUUUGAUGAGGAGAGAAGGAAGGUGUGCACGGGUGCUGGCACGUGAGCUGCAGCCGGCCGUGCAGGCAGGCGCUUUGAGGCCUCCUCCUUUUUAACCUCCCCCCCAGCCAAGCAAUGCAAUGUGAUCGAGUGUGGAAUACAACAAACAGCCAACACCGCCCAAGUCAUGGUGUCAGACCUCCUGUUCUUCCCCUCUUCAGUCCUCAUGCAUCCCGCAUCCGAGCCCAGUCUCUCAACUUGAUACCCCCCUACACACACACUCUCUCUCUCGCUCUCUCUCGCUCGCUCUCUCUCUCUCACACACACACGCACACACACACUCACACACUCACUCACACGUAAAGAGGCAGGAGGCUCCAGAAGAGCACAGUGGAUGUUUGGUCUCCUGCAGGAAAAGCACAGCAGACGACCAAAGCGCAAUUUGGAUUUAUUAAAACUGGACUUUUCCUGGGGGUUGGAGUUGAGCCAGUGGACUACUACUACUACUACUACUACUAACUACUUGUACUACUUGGCAUUAUUAUUUUGUGCUUUUUUGCGUGUGUAUAACAUCACAUGGAAGCUCGUCUUUGGAUGGCCCUCAUGGAUCCGCUGGUGGUCCAUGAUUCGCGGCUCUCAUUUGGAUUUUAAAGCACAAAAAAGCAACAUCUGCGGGACUUCACUUUCCUCCCCAUCACCCUCCUCCUCAUCACCGAUCCCCUCCCUCAAUCCCACCUCUCCCCACCCCCCGUUUGACUUCAUCAUGACGGCGAGGUAAUUCCUCCGUCUUUCACCAUCGAUCCACCCCAAGCUCUCGCUACACGGAGGAGCGCCGUUUCCCCCGAAGCGAGCGAGCGAGCGUCCUCAUCCGCCAGAAGAGCCGCGGAGGAAAGGAUGGACCCCCCGCGGGGAUGCGCCCUGCGCUGGAGGACGCUGCUGCUGCUGCUGUGGGAAGUUUUCGGCAGUCAUUCAGGAGCAACCGGAAGCAGUUCGGGCGUGGGGCCGGACUCGGCCCAGCCUCGUUUCUCCGCCUCCCUCCCCACCUACCUUCCGGUGCAAUGCCAGCUGAGCGGCGCCGACUCCGCCUUCUUCCUGCGGGAAGCCAAUCAGGACGUCAUGCGCAACGGCAGCUUGGCGUCGCGCACCGAGCCCUUCUUCCUGCACCAGCUGGAGGCGGGCGUGGCAGCGCCGCACGCCCUCCCCACGGUCGCCUGUGGCUACGGCAACAUGAGUGCCGAGCAGACCGUCCCGGUGGAGCUGCUUCAGGGGCCGCCGCCGGGUCUGCAACUGAUGGCCGAGCAUGUGACCCUCAACUGGAAAAUCAAGGGUCACGUGGUGGCGCCCAAAGUGGGGUCGACAAAUCCCUGGAUACAGGUUCUGUUUUACUUGGUGGGGCGCCGUUGGGAGGAGUCCGACCCCCCUCUCCCGGGUCUCCUUCCCUGUGUCCGAGCCGUGGUGGUCCGAGACGCCAUUGAAGAGGCCCCAUCGGCUGGGUGCCGACUCAUGGGACCAACAGGAAUCUGCGUUGUGCGCUUGGAAAUUCCCCCUGCCUGGUUUACACCUCUGCAGGUGCGAAGGAGACCUGUCGAGGGGGCGCUGCCCUCGGUGGAGGUGUAUUACUCGGUCAUACCAGUGGAAGGAGCAGGACUGGAAUGUCCGUCUAUUGUUAACGAGGCGUGGAAAAGUCCCGCUGUGAACACGGGGCCUCUCGGGGGUCUGGGCAUGGGCCUGGGUGGAGUGUGGAGCCCUCUGGUGGAUGGAGGACUUCAGGACAUGCAGAAAGUUGGCUCUGUGGCAAUGACUGUGGGUCCAGUCUCAGCCAAAGGAGAGAUACUGACGCUGGAUGAUAACGUGGAGGUUCUGGUGCCUCCCAGCCCGGUCCGGCUCGGCAAGACGGUGGCGUUUGGCGUCUACAUGAAGACGUACUCUCACGUGGAGCAGUUCACGCUCAGGGUGUGGUUCCAGUCGGGCAUCAGCUUCCUGGCAGUGAAGCCCAGCGACCUGGUAGCAUGGGAGAUCAAACAGGAAAUGGCCCCCGGGGGCGGCUCGUUGGCGGUGGUGUGCCAGAGGAAGUCCUCCUCCACGGCCGACAGGUUGGACAGUCCGUCCUACGAGGUGAUGCAGUUGGACUUUGAGGUGGACAACGUCAUCAGCUUGGCGCCAACCCAAACGCUGCACUGGGUGGUGGACUAUCUGUCGGGAGCGCCGCCCUCCGCCGAGAGAGUGUCUCACCUUUACAUCAGCAACGCGGACAUCCAAGGCAUCGUACCUCUGGCCCAGGACACGGAGGUGGUGAACACGGCCAUCCUGACGGGUCGGAGGGUGGUGCUGCCCGUGAAAGUGGUCACCGUGGAGACAGACGGACAGGUGAGGGGGGUGGACGACUCGGUGACGUGUAGCUCCACCGACGUGGACGUGCUCAAGGUGUCUCCAAACUGCGACCAGGUGUUGGUCAACGGCAAGGAAAUGCGCGGGCGCCAGCGGCUGGCAGUGAAUUUCACGUACAUGCACCUGUCCGCCCAGCUGCGGCUCACCGUGUGGGUGCCCAAGCUGCCGCUGCAGAUCGACGUGUCCGACACCGAGCUCAGCCAGGUGAAAGGGUGGCGCGUCCCCAUCGCCGCCAACAGGAGGCCCACCAGAGACAGCGAAGACGACGAGGACGACGAGAGGAGGGGGGGCAAAGGCUGCACCCUGCAGUACCAAUACGCCCUGGUGAGGGUCCUCACUCACUUUGUCGCCGAGCCGUCCGACCCGGGGGGAGAGAUGGUCUACAUGCUGGGUGCCGACUGGCAGGCAGACAUCACUCACCUGGUCCUGGAUCAGCUCAAGGUGGAGGACCCUCGCAUCGCCAAGCUCAUAGACGGAAGAGUCCUGCUGGGACGCGACCUGGGCAUCACCACCAUACAGGUGCUGUCCGCUCUGUCCGACUCGAUCCUUGCAGAGAAGACAGUGACUGUGUUGGACGACAAGGUCACCAUCACAGACCUGGGAGUCCAGCUGGUUGCGUCUUUGUCACUCAGCAUGACAUCCAGUCCUGGAAAUUACCAAGCGAUACAGUUGACCACCACGGCCAGUGACCUCCUGCACGCGCCCAAACAGGAAGCGGCUAUCAGCGCCUGGAUCCACUACAGCGAUGGUUCCGUCACACCACUGGACAUCUAUGACCCCAAAGACUUCCUCCUGUCCGCCCUCUCAUUGGAUGAGAAUGUCAUCUCUGUGACCAAUCAGGAGCAACACUGGCCCGUCGUCGUGGCAGAGGGCGAAGGCCAGGGGGCGCUCGUCCGCGUGGAGAUGGUUAUCUCUGAGACGUGCCAGAAGUCCAAGAGGAAGAGCGUGCUGGCGUCGGGGGUGGGCAACGUGAUGGUGAAGUUUGGCAGCAAGAACGAGGAGGAGGACAGAGGAGCGUCGGCCCCCGAGGACGGCGUCGCCGCGGACAACGCCACCGACAAGCAGCGAGCCGACGAGGGACGAGAGUGGAAGUCCAGCAGCGCGUCCGUGGACCGCGAGGAAGGCGCCAUGAGGAAGGUCAGCUCAACGACCAAGAGCACCGUCACCCACCGAGCCUCGGGUGGGAAGGCUUCCGGCGGCGGCGGCCGCCGGAGCGGCGGUCCGAGCCAAGCGGGGGACUCCGCGAGCGUCCCGGCCCUAGUGGAGGUACCCGGUUCUGCGGACGGCGAGCUCACCCAGACCUCCAGGGGACUGUCGGACCUGGAGAUCGGGAUGUACGCCCUGCUGGGGGUCUUCUGCCUGGCUAUCCUGGUCUUCCUCAUCAACUGUGUCAGCUUUGCCUUCAGAUACCGCCACAAGCAAGUCCCCGUGCUGGAGGCGGCCGGCAACAUGAACCACGCCCACGACUGGGUGUGGCUGGGCAACGAGGCCGACCUCCUAGCAGACCACCCCGACCAGUGCCCCGGCUCGCUGCCGGACGAGUGCACCACCAUCAUCGACCGCAACGAGGAAGGAUACGAGGAGAACAAGUACCUCCUGAACGGGGCGGGGGGCACCCUGGUGAUGGGCUCCAACAGCAGGGGCACUCUCGGAGGCGGCGGUGGGGGUCUGGGCGGGCACAGGGGUGUCUCUCACAGUCAGACGUUACCCAGGUCCAUUCCAGAACCGCAUCAGUGCCUUUCCGCCAUCGCCGCUGACAACUCGCCCAGAAACGCCGGCAACAAACGCAAACGAGUCAAGUUCACGUCGUUUGCCACCGUGCUGCCCAACGAUAAUCCAGGCGGGAGCGUGGGGAGCGUCCCCCCGUACAGCAACUCCUCCGUGCUGCUCAGCAAGGGCGGAGAGGACGACAUCAAGUGGGUUUGUCACGACAUGGACCUGGGUCAGUCGGAAAUCAGAACCUACAUGGAGAGGCUACAAGACAAUCUGUGACUGGGGUUAAGGUCCAAGUGGGGAACUUGGUGGGCGGAGCAGGGGCGGUGGGGGUCGCCAGAAAGGAGGGACAAUUCACCUGUGAUGCCUUUGCCAUGGACGAAGGGAGUGGAACGUACGGAAGGACGACAAAACAUGGCGCUAACUCUUCCGGAGAGGAGUCGCGAUGAGUCAUGGACAGCCAGUUUGGAACACGCCUACUUUUUAGGCUCCUCCCACCUUGUCACAAGCUCACACUGGAAUAAAGAACAAAAAUAUGUCCGCGAAGACAGGAGGUGAAUAUAAAAUACUGCAAUAAUAAGGUCAAAGUGAGACAAUAAUAGAAUAUAUAUUUAAAAAAACAUCACUAUUAGGGGUGCACGAUAAUUACCGGACCGCUAUGAGGGAAUUAUGAUGCCAUACCGAGAAAUCCGCUGCUGUAACCGAUCAUUUUAAAAAAACGCUCCAAUGAGGCGAGAUUACCAGUACUGAGCUCACUUGUAAACAAACAUUCGCUGUUUCAGAGACAUUUCGCGUGCUAGUUGUGCCGAAUGCUCCGCGAUGGGGGGGGGGGGGACAUCGGGAACGCAAAAAAACCUUAUCAGCCACCUGAAACGGCAGCACCGCGGCGUUUGAGAAGUGCAAAAGGUUUUCCCGAGACCUCCGUGACGCUACAUCGGCUGCUCGGAGCGUGUGUCCGAAUACAGUGCACUUUGCUGGGCCACAGCAGGUGUCUCUCUCCACUCUAUACUCUGGAUCUCUUGACAGUAGUGAUGUGGUAGUAAUGUCAUGAUAUUUGAUUAGGGCAACGCAACAGGUACAGCUGGUCAAAUCCUAAUUUGUUUGAGUCUUUCUUACCUCCACAUGUGCACAAAGUACAGUUAAAUCUACAUUUUAUAAAGUAGAGUUAUCCGUUAUUGGUAUCAUAUUGGCCUUGAGAAGCAGAAACUUAAUGGUAUUGGUUUGAAAAAAAUAGAUCGUGCAUCUCUAAUUACUAUGGAGGGGUUUUUUUGCGCCAAAAUGAAAUAAAUAUGAGUGUGUAUUCAUUAUUUAAAAUGUGAAAAUGUAUUAAAUGGUGCUUAAUUUCUUUGAACUGGGAAAUUAAUUUAAAAUAAUUCGACUUAACCUAUUUUUUUUCCUGACCCAUGUGUUUAUUUUAUGGCUAUCUUAUAUAUUUAAUAUGAGAAAAAUAUAAAAAUUGAAUGAAGCCACAAGAGAUUAAAAAAAAUAAUAAAAUCAUUUCACAAAUAUUAUUUUAUCAUUUAUUAAUUAGUCUCUAUAUUUAUUUAAUUUUGGCAACAACACACACCCCCCCCAAAAAAACCUCCAUUUUAGAUAUUUCAUUGCGCAAAGACGAGUGUAAAAAGCAACCAUCCACUCAGCCGUGAUGCACAUGAACAUUUGUAUUCAUCACAACAUACAAGAGGGUCUAUUUUUAAUGUGGACCGAAUGGUUGCAUCCAUUUGAGACCUUUUCUUUGGUCCUUGCUAUGAGGACAAUAAAGACUCAAUACGUAUUACAGUAAAAAUAAAAAAAAAAUGUAAUUGAUUCAUAGUGGAAGUGGACUGCGACCCCCCACCCCCACACGCCCCCUCCUGACUGGAUCCGGGAAUGAGUGGCGGCGAAAACUUGCACAAGCAACAGCAGCAAAAGACUUGAUUUCCUGUUGUUCCCAAAACUUCCAGCCAAUGACGGCGUUCCCUGUUCCAUGUUGACCCCCACCCCCCAGCCCCGCCGACAUCAACAACAGAACAUUUUGAGUCUUGAUUUUUUUUUCUUUUUUUUUGUUAUUGAAUUAGAGUAUUUUUAGUUUUCUCUGGUGUACUCUGCAAGUAGGCGACAUGUAGGCUUUGAUUUUAGAGAUAAGGGUGUACCAUUCUCUCUGCUGGAGAUCUAUUUAUUUAAAUUAAGCACUGAUGGGACGGGAAGGGGUGGAGGGUUUUUUAUUUUUUUUGAAAGCUCAGGUGACGAGUCUUAGCGAGGAAAAAACACCACCAAUAAGAGGAGAGGAUUGUUUGGAUGGCAAUAUUUAUUAUUAUCAUUAUUUGUAAAUGUUGUUUUAGAGAAUAAUGUAUGUUGUAAAUAAAUAACCAUGACCAACACGUACUGCCUUUCUCAUCCCCGGGCUCCUUUUCACCAUCACUGCUAGCCUUCUGUGGUGACUUUUUGCUUUUUCUUUGACUUUUCUCGCAACUCCUAAUCCAAAAAGUAUGACGGACUAUUAGGGCCGCAUAAUAAUCAUGAUAAACUGAGAUUUUGAGAAUAAAGUCGCAAAUUUACGAGAAUAAAGUCGUUAAUAUACGAGAGAAAAGUUGUGAAUUUACGAGAAAAAAAUUCUGAAAUUUGCGAUAAAGUCGGACGGUAACGAGGAAAAUGACGUAAUAUUACGAGAAUAAAGUCGGAAAUUUGCGAGAACCUAGUCGUAAAUAUACGAGGACAAAAAGUUGUGCAUUAAGAGAAAUAAAUUCUGAAAUUAAGGAGGAAAAAGUUGUAUUAUUACUGUCACGUUCUGUCAAGUGCAUGACCCCCGGUAUGCAGAGAAGAGGCGGCGGCUUGCAAAAGUAAAGGUUCUUUCAUGGUGAAUAAAAGAUGAAAGAAAAGGCGACAGAGAAGAAGGCUCUGUGAUACAAGUACAAAGAAAGUCCAGGUGAGUAAAUCUAAGUGAUAGCGCUGAUACGGAGACGAGGAACAAGUGUAACAUAGGCAACAGUACGCCGUACGUCUGUCGACGCUGGUCUUUUAAGCGCCACUAAUUGUGACCUUCCGCGGCUGCGCGGCCACCAGGCUAGACGCGGCUGCCACUUCCUUAAAUUUCCGAGAAUAAAGUCAUAAAUAUACGAGAAAAAAAGUAAUACAUUUACGAGAAUAAAGUCGUAAACUUCCAAGAAUAAAGUCGUAAAUAUACAAGAAAAAAGUUGUGCCUUUGCGAGAAUAAAAAUCGUACAUUAACAAGGAAAAUGCCAUAAUAUUACGAAAAUAAAAUCGGAAGUUUACGAGAAAAAGUCAUAAAAUAAAGUCGUAAAGUCUAUCCUCAUCUUUUCAUAGCUGUCUCAGGCAAUGCCUGUUACUCCUUUUCACCAUCACUGGUAGUCUUCUUUGGUGACUUUUUGCUUUUUGUUGGACUUUUUUUGCAAAUCUUAAUCCAAAAAGUACAACAGAGUAUUAGGGCCACAUUGAAAAAAUAAUGAUAAUCUGAGAUUUCGAGAAUAAAGAUGUAAAUUUACGAGAAUCUAGUCGUAAAUAUACGAGAAAAAAAGUUGUGCAUUUACGAGAAAAAAAUCUGAAGUUAACGAGGAAAAAGUCGUAUUAUUGCUAGAAUAAAGUUGUAAAUUUACGAGAAAAAAGUUAUAAAAACCCAUAAAGUAGCUUUGAUAGCUUUCUCAGGCGGUGCCUGUUACGACAGGGUAUGAAAAUAAUCGGAGAUUUCCAGAAUAAAGUCGUAAAUUUAUGAUAAUAAAAUAGUAAAUAUAUAUGACAGUCGUACGCUUACAAAAAAAGUCGUAAAUUAACAAAGAAAAACCAUGUUAUUACGGGAAUAAGUUGCAAAUUUAUGAGAAAAAAAUAGUUAAGUAAGUCACUCCUUGUCAUAGCUGUCUAAGGCAAUGCCUGUUACGACAGAGUAUUUCGAGAACAAAGACAUACAUUUACGAGAAUAAAGUCAUAAAUUUCUGUGAAAAAACUCUCAACUUUAUGUUACAGGCAAAGUUAAGAGAUGUUACAAAAAUGAAGUUGUAAAUUUCCUAGAAUAAAGUUGCAAAUUUAAGCCGUAAAUAUACGAGAAAAAAGUCGUAAAUUUACGAGGUAAAAAAGUUGGAAAUUAAGGAGAAAAAAGUUGUAUUAUUACGAGAAUAAUGUCGUAAGUUUACGAGAAAAAGUUGUAAAAAAAGUCAUUAAAUUCCCCCCAUUUCAUAGCUAGGCAAUAGGCAAUGCCUGUUACGACAGAGUAUUAAAAUAAUCGGAGAUUGAGAAUCAAGUCGUAAAGUUACGAGAAUAAAGUUGUAAAUUUAUGAGAAAAAGUUGUAAAAAAAAAAAAAAGCCAUAAAAUCCCCUCUUUUCAUAGCUGUCUCAGGCAAUGCCUGUUAUAAUAAUCGGAGAUUUCGAGAACAAAGACAUAUUUUACAAGAAUAAAGUCGUACAUUUACGAGAAAAAACUUGUAACUUUAUGUUACAGGCAAAGUUAAAAUGAAGUUGUAAAUUUCCUAGAAUAAAGUUGUAACGAGGUCGUUACAAGGUAAAAGAGCAGAAAUUAACGGGAAGAAAGUUGUAUUAUUACGAGAAUAAUGUCGUAAAUUUACAUGAAAAAGUCGUUUAAAGAAAUCAUAAAGCCCCCCCCUUUCAUAGCUGCAAUGCCUGUUACGACAGAGUAUUAAAAUAAUCGCAGAUUGAGAAUAAAGUCGGAAAUUUACGACAAAAAAGUCUCAGGCAAUGCCUGUUACGACAGAGUAUUAAAAUAAUCGCAGAUUGAGAAUAAAGUCGGAAAUUUACGACAAAAAAGUCUCAGGCAAUGCCUGUUACGACAGAGUAUUAAAAUAGUCUGAGAUUUCCACAAAAAAGGACUUUAUUCCCGUAAAUUUAUGAGAAAAAACAAUUUACAACUUUUACUCGUUAAUUUACGCCUUUUUUUCUGGAAAUCUCAGAUUAUUUUUUUUUCAACGUGGCUCCUGUACUUGUAACAAAGACUCCAAACGCGUCCUCACAUGUUAGAAAAGUAAACAUCAACUCUUGUGUUGCGUCAAUUAGAGACAACUCACGCUUAAGUUAAAUUCCUACUUUUAUUACUGACUCAUCUCACACACACACACACACACACACACACAUACUUGGCAUGCGCAGCGGCGGUCAUUUCUCUUGUUAAUGUUGCAUGUCGAAUUUGCAGGGUGGCAGCGUGCAAAUGAAAGGUUGCAAUAUGUAUUUGAUAAGAAGCUGUAAAUCAGCUGCUGUAACGCACACACACACACGCACACAUGCACACACACACACACACACACGCACACACACACACACACACGCACACACAUAGAGGCCUGCAGGGAUGCACACUAGAAAGAAAAAAAAACGUGUUAAUAGUAAGCGGUGCUAAAUUGAACUGGAAGGCUGCGUGUGCCCCGGAGGACGUUUGUGCAUGAGAGUGAGACGUCCUGACAAACUUUAUUUAUUUACUCACUGGACACUUCAUUAGGUCCCCUACAUAAUAACAUCCAACACUUUCCGAAAAACAGCACAGCACUCUUGUCAUAUAGGGGAUCUUUGACUCGUCUUUUUGCAGUAGGCCAUUAAAAACAGCAGAAGAUUCCUGUUAUAUAGGAUCUCUGACUGGCGUUUCUUUUUUUCAGUAGGUUCUUAAAGGAUCUUUGGUUUGCGUUUUUGCUGUGAAUUUGUAAAACAAACAGAGCACUCUUGUCAUAUUGGUGAUCUUUGACUGUUUUUGCGCAAUAUCUUUAAAAAACAGCAGAGGGCUCCUGUUCCAUGCAGGAUCUUUGACAGGCAUUUUUGCAGUGGGUCCUUAAAAACAGCAGAGCUAUCCUGUCACAUAGAGGAUCUUUGACUAGCCUUUUUGUAGUACAUUUUUAAAAACAGCAGAGCGCUCCUGUCACAUAGAAGGUCUUUGACUGUGACUUUGUCGUAUGUCCUUAAAAACAGCAGAGCAAAAAAACAGAGCACUCCCAUCAUAUUGGUAAUCUUUGACUGUUUUUGCGCAAUAUUUUUAAAAACAGCAGAGCACUCCUGUCAUAUAAAGGAUCUUUGACUGCCAUUUUUGCAGUAGAUUCCUAAAUAUAGCAGAGCCUCCUGUCACAUAGAAGAUCUUUGACUGUGACUUUGUCGUAUGUCCUUAAAAACAGCAGAGCACUCCUGUCAUAUAAAGGAUCUUUGACUGCCGUUUUUGCAGUAGAUUCCUAAAUAUAGCAGAGCCUCCUGUCACAUAGAAGAUCUUUGACUGUGACUUUGUCGUAUGUCCUUAAAAACAGCAGCGCUCUCCUGUCAUAUACAGGAUCUUUGACAGACAUUUUUGCAGUGGGCCCUUAAAAACAGCAGAGGGCUUCUACAGUAUCAUAUGGAAGAUCUUUGACAAGCAUUUUUGCAGUAAAUUAUUAAAAACAGCAGAGCGCUCCUGCCAUAUAGAGGAUCUUUAACUCACAUUUUGUAGCAAAUUCCUAAAAACAGCAGAGUGCUCCUGUCACAUAGAGGAUCUUUGACUCACGGUUUUGCAGUAGGUCCUUAAAAACAGAAGAGGGCCACUGUCGUAUGGAGCAGUGAUUCCUAACCGGUGGGUUGUGGAGUUUUUUUUCAGUGGGCCGCGCGUGUAAAAAAAAAAAGGAAAUAAAACUGUAAUGACCCGAUGUCCGUGAAUGCACCUUGCGUUUUUGUCUGGUACAAGCAGCCCCUUUAAAUAAAAGAUAGUUGAGAUGUCUGACUCCCGCCAUUUAGGUCGCUGCUUGUCACUGUGGAGUGUCGGUGGGUCCCGCAGCCAAAGCAGCUGAGCACCACUGAUAUAGACAAUCUUUGACUGGCUUUUGAAAAACAGCAGAGCUGUCCUGCAAGGUUCCCCCUAAUUUUUCAAGUAACUCAUGCGCAUACACAAAAAUGACCCGAGCAUUCGUUGAAGCGGCAUCAGACGCACACGCUGUAGUAUCGCACCAGUCCGAAACCUGAGAACUGACAACUUCCAUCUGUCAUAUUUUGUAUAUGAGCGGUUUCAAACAGACGGCAAGGAAAAUAAAUGCUACAAAAAUGAGUAGCUCGUGGCCAUUUUCAUUUUGUAAAAGUAGCUCUCAAAAGAAAAAACGUUGCUGACCACCGGUACAGCCAAUAGUACAUUUAAACAUGUACACUUAAUCUAUAUGAUCGGUAUCCGUAUCGGCCGAUUUCACUCAUGCAUGAUCGGUAUCGGCAGCGUAAACACCUGAUCGGCGCAUCCCCUGUUGUUCCCGGUCACUCACCGAGUGCAGAAUAAAUGAUGUGUUUCUUUCCUGUACAGUGCAGAUCGGAUUGCAUUUUGUGCGCUGCAUGGAUUUGUUGUGUGCUGACAACGCAGCUUAAAGGGAACAUUGCUCUCCUGUCAUAUAGAGGAUCUUUGACUGGCAUUAUUUGGAUUAUUUUUCCCAGCAGGUCCUUUAAAAACAGCAGCACACAAUAAUGAAGAUCUCUUAUCAGGCCGUCAUGAAAGAAGCAAAGAGGGUGUGUGGAAUCAUGUCAUGUCGUGCCAGAGUGUGUAGUCAGCGCGUGUGUGUGUCCUUUGUAGUGUGUGAAAGUGUGUAGAUGGUGCGUUUACCUUAAUGGCAAAAAGCAGUGUGAGUCUAUUUUCAGCAGGUGGAGGUAAUACUGUCAUUACGGCCUUCCUCUCAAAUAACUCUAUUAUCAUGAUAACAAGGCAAAUCACAACACACACGCACACACGCACACACGCACGCACACACGCAGGGCUGAUGCAUUGUGGGAAAAAAACACAAGAGUUGUGUCUAUUUUCACAUCCAACAUAAUCCUCAAGUCAUCCCAAUCUCACUUUAUGAACGACAAAAAUGUGGACUUGAGGACGGAGAAAAAAGCACACAAGCUUAAACACACACACACACACACACACACACACACACACACACACACACACACGCACGCUCACACUAGCAUCGGUGGUGUUCUAUGAUGGAAGAAAAUGGGCUGACAUUUGGAGAAAUGGGCUGCCAGGCUUCUGGAGAAGCCUGCUUUUUUUCUCAUAAAGGCUGAAAUUUGGACAAAUCUUGUUGUUGUUUUUGUUCCCUCUUCUUCCCUCUUCAUUCUCACUCGGCCGUGAAAUUCACUCGCUGCCUCUCUGGGCGGACUCACAGCGGGGCCUGUCAAUCAUAACCUCACAAUACAAUGUGGUGGAAAUAGGAAUAAUCCGCUCCAGGGUCAAACUGCGGCCGUCAUCGACGCUUUAGUCAAUGUUUGCGGUCACGUUUUGACGUCCUUAAAGGGGUUCCAUCCUGUUUCAGGGGCUAUCUUGGGUCGUGUGCAGGGGAAAUACGCAUUCUUCUCCUCUUGGCCGACGUGCUCGGAUUCCGCAGCCUGUCCCUCGACCACGCCCACGCCGUUGUGAUUGGUCAGGGGUCCAGCCCCGGCAACAGACGGAAGCGCGGUUGUAGCGCUAGCCUGACGACCAGGCUAAAGGCUACACCGUGCCUCCGAUUCCGUGUGAUCUAUCAUCUUACAUUAUCAUGUAUUAGUGGUGAGUACCAAUACAUUUUAUACUUCAAUGCUUUUAAUAAGUGUGUGCGGCCCGGGGGCCACUUGCAGCCUGCAGCUGGUUUGUUAUUGGCCCGUGGCACAUUCUAAAAAUAGAAUUUAACAAGAAACCUAAAAACAGCAGCAACAAUGUAAAAAUCAGCAGUCAUUUUACAGGAAUAAAGUCAAAAUAUGAAGAGAAAAAGGUUGUACUCUAACGAGAAAGUCGUAAUGUUACGAGAAUAAUGUAAAAUUAUGAGGAAAAAUUACGUAAUUGUAGUAUCAUAAAGCUGAACUACUAAAGAAAAAAAGACAUUAAAAACAAUAUGAUGAGAAACAAACUAAACAACAAAUAACAUUAACAUUUUUGGAAAAUUUGGUUGUGGAAAAAUUAUAAUAUUACGAGAAUAAAGUCAAAAUAUUAUGGGAAUCAUAGUCAGAAUUACCAGAAGAACAUUUACAAGAAGGAGGACGAAAUAGCUGGGGAAAAAAGACAACAGCAGAAAUGCAAAAAACAGCUGUAAUUUUAGAAAAAUUAAAUCAAAAUAUUAACAGAAAAAAAUGUCAUUUGACAAAAAUAAACUCAUUAUAUUAUGAGGAAAAAAUAAUGUCAUUUCAGCAGUCAAAAUAUUUAGUGAAAAUAUUAUGAGAAACAAACAAAACAACAAAUAAAGUAUAUUUUGAGGGGGAAAUUAGUUUGGGGAAAAAGUUACAAUAUCACAGGAAUAAAGUCAAAUAUUAUGGGAAUAAAGUCAUAAGUACAAGAAUAAAAUUUACAAAAAGAAAGAUCAAAUAGUUAGAAAAUAAAAAAAAAGACACAACAGAAAUGCCAAAAAUAGCUGUAAUUUUUGGAGAAUCAAGUCAAAAUAUUAAUAAAAAUGUUGUAUUGUAAUGAGGAAAAGAGUCACAAUUUUACAAGAAUAAACUCAUAAUAUUAUGAGGGGAUUUUAGUAACAUAGAGUUGAAAUAUGAAAGAAAAAGAAUGUUUUUUUAAAGCCGUAAUCUGACGGGAAAGUUGUAAUAUUAUGAGGAAAAAUAACAUCAUUUUAGCAACAUAGAGGAGAACUAUUAAAGAAAAAAAGACUUAAAAAAACGUCAAAAUGUUAUGAAAAACAAACAAAACAACAAAUAAAGUAAAUUUUGGGGGGGAAAUUAGGUUGUGGAAAAGUUAUAAUAUUGCAAGAAUAAAUUCAAAAUAUUAUGGGAUAAUAAUUAAUAAUUACAAAAAAAUUUACAAGAAGAUGAAAUAGUUCAACAAACAAAAAGACAACAGCAGAAAUGCCAAA
Messenger RNA from Dunckerocampus dactyliophorus (ringed pipefish), 14010 nucleotides. Its product is annotated as transmembrane protein 132B. Bases 1064 to 4549 code for a protein of 1161 amino acids. The transcript has 17 exons. NCBI's taxonomy places the organism in Eukaryota, Metazoa, Chordata, Actinopteri, Syngnathiformes, Syngnathidae. The record is from RefSeq and is a predicted model, not a curated record.